Molecule: messenger RNA, 2517 nt
Organism: Iphiclides podalirius (scarce swallowtail)
Lineage: Eukaryota; Metazoa; Arthropoda; Insecta; Lepidoptera; Papilionidae
Source: the annotation of a GenBank genome assembly
AUGGAUGAUGUAUACGAAAAUUUGGAGAACUAUGAAGACUUAAAGCAAAUUGAUGAGCUUAAAUUUGAAAACAAGGAACUGAAAUCCAAAAUUGAAAAAUACAACACAGCUAUAGAUACACUACAAAAAAACAUUUUGCAGGAUUACGACAAAUUAGCUGCGGAGCAUAAAAAAUUAGAGCACAAUUAUUCUUCUUUAUUGAAAACUGCUCGAGCAGAAAUUGAAAGAAAAACACUUAUGAUAAAAGAGCUAAAUAUAGAAAAAGAUAAAUUAGUUAUAAGUGCAAGACAAAGUAGGAUGGUAUAUAACCCUAACAAGUAUAAGAAAGUCGAGACUGUUAAAUCUAAAUAUGAAAAGAAAUCUGACUCAAUUACUUCAAGCACUCAAGAAGUCAAGCAAUUGGAAGAAAAUUCACAUGUUCCAAAUUCAAAAAGUUAUUGCAAAAAUGAUAACCAAUUGUCAUUAGAUAAUAAAUUAACUAAUGGUAAAACUAAUGCAAAUGCUUGUAAUGAUGCUGGUGAAUAUAAUCAGGAUAAAAAUUAUAUUCAAGAAGCAAAGAGUGGCACAUAUAAAGAUAAUAACAUGGAAGCCUCAAUCAGACCCCACUAUAGGGACAAUAAGAUAAGGCUUAAGAAAAUUUCAGAGAGAAGAAAAUCAAUGCCAUUGAUAAGCGACAAUGAAGUUAAGUUCAGUUCUGAUGAAGACUGUGAACAGAGCGUAGAGUCAAAAUUAAAUAAGAACUAUCCACGAAAAGACGAAAUAGUGAAAAGGCAUACACAAGAUUACAAUAGAGUGCAAAGGGAAAUGGAUUUCAGCAAAAGAAGAAUCUGUUCACCGUUAGAAUUAAAAGAACAGCUAUCUUGUCAAUCACCCGAUCAUGUUUAUUCUGAAAAUUUUAUAUCCACUGCACCUAUUAAAGAGAUCAUGAAUACUGCUGUUAUGCACUUGGAAGAUCCAAGACUUACCAGUAAAAAGUAUAAAGUAAUAAGUAACAAUGACAAAGAAUUUUUAACAACUGUUGUUGGCAGAAAUGUGGUUAUUGAACCAGUUAAUAAAACUCUCUGGGGUUUUAAUCCAAUUCCGAUGCCAAAAGCAUUACUUGAGCCUCCAGUGAGUUAUGCUGAAGAGCUGGAUAAAAAUAUAUACUUAGGGUUUCAUAUGGAUCAAGCUGUUAAAGAUGAUGUUUGUAACAAUUCAACUACGGAGGUGGUGAAGGACAUUGUGGACAGUUCUCAUGAUAUUUCAAAACACUGCUCAGAAAAUAAUAUGCCCCCGGAAGUCAAAUCAAUGCCCCAGCUAGUAUUUAAUCCGAAAUCUCUAAAGGAGGAAAAUAAUUUUGAUGAUAACAUUAUACAGGAUAUUGAUGAUGACAUGGAUAAUGAUAAAGGAAACAAAGCCGAAAACAAACAUUAUGGAUUUGAUGUAUCAACAAAAAUAGUUGAAGAUGACCUUAUUUUAAGUGAUGAAACUAAUGAUGUUAUCGACACUCGCCCAGAGUUACCAAAAAAAGAAAAUAAAGCUAAACCUAAAAAACAGAAAGAAUUGAAAAAUUUCGAUAAAAUUCAGAAUAGUAAUACACUGACAAAGGUUCAAGAUUGUUUGAGCAAGAAAGAGGAACAGGUUUUGGAUGAUAAAGAAAUAUCUACAGAUCAUGCUAAAAGACAUAAAGGUAAAAAGAAAUUGCUAAAAACAAGCCCCAGCACCGAUCAAUCUAAAGGAAGUAAAAGUAAAAAAAAUAAGAAAGAGAAGGAUACAAAAACACAUGAAAUAAAGACUAAAUUUAAUGACCUGUUUGGUGAUAGCAGCAGUCUUAUUACGCCUGAUGAUUUAGGAAUAGUAAUUCAUGAAAAAGAGGUAAGAGAUAAAUAUGCUACUAUAUAUGAAGAUACUCAAGCUGCAGUUGAUUUGAACCUUGAAGAAAUAGAGGAAACUCAGACAUCAAAAAUAAGCGGUCAAGAUAAUCAAAACGAUUCAGUAAAUGAACAAGUAUGUUUAACACCCUUGAUUAAAGCAAUAUCUCAUUAUGAUGGCGUUAAAGAAAAUAAAUACGAAAUCGAUGAAAACCUGAAAUUCAAUGAUAAGUUCAAUAAUGAUCGUAAAAUGAAAAGUGAUAUAACGCCAUCUGUAGUUAAAGAAAAUAUUGAUGGAAAUAUAAAUGUAGAAUCACAUGACAUUGUAAAAACUGUAAUAAUUUCAACUGGAUCACAACCACAACAUCCGCAUGAUAAUGUUGUAACUUCCACAGAAAAACCAAUCAAAACUCUAGGGCUACAUGCCUUAGCCACUUCUACUCCUGCAAAGAUGACACAAGAAACACCCACUAAAUGUGUAGGAGUGGAGUCUGUUGUUUCAAAGCCACAAGAUUGUUCAAGUAGUACUAAUUCUACUACUAGCAAAAGUUUAUUAGUGCCAAUGAAUCAGCUCUCAGGGGAAAAUAUAGACUCUCAUAAGGAUGAAGAUGUACCUGAUGUCAGAAUAUUUGUAAAACGGAGAAGAAAAGUGAAAAGAGUGAUGUCG